AUGGACGAAAACAACAAAAGGAUUGUUUCUUCUAAAUUUAUAGUUGCAUGUUUGUUGUUGAUCACUUGGAGCAUUGUUGCUCCACAAGCUGAGGCACGAGCAUUUUUUGUUUUUGGUGAUUCGCUUGUGGACAAUGGCAAUAAUAACUACUUAGCCACCACUGCUCGUGCCGAUUCAUAUCCCUAUGGCAUUGAUUCUCCAGCUCAUAGAGCCUCUGGUCGUUUCUCCAAUGGCCUCAACAUUCCUGACCUUAUCAGUGAAAAAAUUGGGUCAGAACCCACAUUACCAUAUUUGAGUCCAGAGCUUGAUGGUGAAAGGCUGCUUGUUGGUGCCAACUUUGCUUCUGCUGGGAUAGGAAUUCUCAACGACACUGGAAUUCAGUUUAUAAACAUAAUCCGAAUUACCCAGCAAUUGGCUUACUUCAAACAGUAUCAGCAAAGGGUAAGUGCACUAAUUGGAGAAGAGCAGACACAAAAACUAGUGAACCAAGCAUUGGUCCUCAUAACCUUAGGAGGCAAUGAUUUUGUCAACAACUAUUACUUGGUUCCUUUCUCUGCCAGAUCUCGCGAAUAUGCUCUUCCAGAUUAUGUUGUCUUCCUCAUGUCCGAGUAUCGCAAAAUUCUUGCGAAUCUGUAUGAAUUGGGAGCACGAAGGGUUCUGGUGACUGGCACGGGACCGUUAGGUUGUGUACCAGCUGAAUUGGCGUUGCAUAGCAGAAACGGGGAAUGUGCCACAGAGCUGCAACGAGCCGUUAACUUGUUCAAUCCUCAACUUGUCCAACUACUGCACCAACUCAACUCUCAAAUUGGUUCUGAUGUCUUCAUUUCCGCAAACGCCUUCACAAUGCAUUUGGAUUUCGUUAGUAAUCCACAAGCAUAUGGGUUUGUUACGUCAAAAGUAGCAUGCUGUGGUCAAGGAGCAUACAAUGGAAUUGGACUCUGCACCCCUGCUUCCAACUUGUGCCCAAACAGAGAUCUAUACGCAUUUUGGGACCCCUUUCACCCAUCCGAGAAAGCAAAUAGAUUGAUCGUGGAUAAAUUCAUGACUGGAUCCACCGAAUACAUGAACCCAAUGAACCUUAGUACAAUUAUUGCUUUAGAUUCUAGAACCUAAUGCAUCAUUCCUAUGAAUCGUCAUCUUUUCUUGUUUGUACACCUAAUUUCUACAAGAUAUUGUAUUAUUCUAGACGUUUAAGCUUAUGACGUUAAU
This is a messenger RNA of Abrus precatorius (Indian licorice), 1209 nucleotides long. RefSeq names its product GDSL esterase/lipase At5g33370-like. Lineage: Eukaryota; Viridiplantae; Streptophyta; Magnoliopsida; Fabales; Fabaceae. The transcript is spliced from 5 exons. The coding region runs from base 1 to 1113 and encodes 370 amino acids. Gene Ontology annotation, molecular function: hydrolase activity, acting on ester bonds. The record is from RefSeq and is a predicted model, not a curated record.